GCAGGCUGGGCAGUCUGCUCCAGCUCCAGCUGGAGCUUUAGUUAUUUUGCUAUAACUGCCACCAGCUUGCUCAGGCACCAGACACCGAGUCCCAGACCACCUCACACCAUGGCCACGAAGGUAGACAGCAGAACGGGGGGCCUCCCUGGCAGUAGCUGUGAUGUGGACAUGGCCCGAGAGCAUAUUCAAGCAGCCACUCGCAACUAUAUCACCCACCCCCGCAUCACCUACAGGACCGUGUGCAGUGUCAAUGGGCCUCUGGUGGUGCUGGACCAGGUCAAGUUUGCCCAGUACGCUGAGAUUGUGAACUUCACCCUCCCUGAUGGGACUCAGAGGAGUGGCCAAGUGCUUGAGGUGGCUGGGACCAAAGCCAUUGUUCAGGUGUUUGAAGGGACCUCUGGCAUUGACUCCCAGAAGACAACUUGUGAAUUCACAGGGGACAUCCUACGGACUCCAGUGUCGGAGGACAUGCUGGGUCGAGUUUUCAAUGGCUCUGGCAAACCCAUUGACAAAGGACCAGUGGUCAUGGCAGAGGAAUUUCUGGACAUCAAUGGCCAGCCCAUCAACCCUCAUGACCGCAUCUACCCGGAGGAGAUGAUUCAGACGGGCCUUUCUCCCAUUGAUGUCAUGAACAGCAUUGCGCGUGGUCAGAAGAUCCCCAUCUUCUCAGCAGCGGGGCUCCCUCACAAUGAGAUUGCUGCCCAGAUCUGCCGCCAGGCUGGGCUGGUGAAGAAAUCCAAGGCUGUGCUGGAUUAUCACGAGGACAACUUUGCCAUAGUCUUUGCAGCUAUGGGGGUGAACAUGGAGACAGCCAGGUUCUUCAAGUCAGACUUUGAGCAGAAUGGAACAAUGGGAAACGUCUGUCUCUUUCUGAACUUGGCCAAUGACCCCACGAUCGAGCGGAUUAUUACCCCUCGCCUGGCACUAACCACUGCAGAAUUCCUCGCCUACCAGUGUGAGAAGCACGUGCUGGUCAUCUUGACAGACAUGAGCUCCUACGCAGAGGCCUUGCGGGAGGUCUCAGCUGCCAGGGAGGAGGUGCCCGGCCGAAGAGGCUUCCCGGGAUACAUGUACACAGACCUGGCCACCAUCUACGAGAGAGCAGGCCGCGUGGAGGGCCGAGGCGGAUCCAUCACACAGAUCCCCAUCCUCACCAUGCCCAAUGAUGAUAUCACUCACCCCAUCCCAGAUUUGACAGGCUUCAUCACAGAGGGACAGAUCUAUGUGGACAGACAGCUACAUAACCGGCAGAUCUACCCACCGAUCAACGUGCUCCCGUCCCUGUCGAGGCUGAUGAAGUCCGCCAUCGGGGAGGGCAUGACGAGAAAGGACCACGGGGACGUCUCUAACCAGUUGUACGCCUGCUACGCCAUCGGGAAGGAUGUGCAGGCCAUGAAGGCCGUGGUUGGGGAGGAAGCGCUCACCUCCGAGGACCUGCUCUACCUGGAAUUCCUGCAGAAGUUCGAGAGGAACUUUAUCAACCAGGGCCCCUACGAGAACCGCUCGGUGUUCGAAUCUCUAGACCUGGGUUGGAAGCUGCUGCGCCUCUUCCCCAAGGAGAUGCUGAAGCGCAUCCCGCAGAGCGUGAUCGAAGAGUUCUACUCCCGCGAGGGGGCUCCGCAGGACCCCGCGGCCGGCACCGCGCUCUAGCCAGCUCGGUCCCCGCGCCCCCCCCCCCCCCGCGCUCUCCCUCCGCUACCCAGCCCCUAGCUCCGCACCACCCCCAA
Molecule: messenger RNA, 1727 nt
Organism: Perognathus longimembris pacificus (Pacific pocket mouse)
Lineage: Eukaryota; Metazoa; Chordata; Mammalia; Rodentia; Heteromyidae
Gene: Atp6v1b1
Product: ATPase H+ transporting V1 subunit B1
Exons: 14
Coding region: 109-1650 (513 amino acids)
Biological process (GO): ATP metabolic process; proton transmembrane transport
Cellular component (GO): proton-transporting V-type ATPase, V1 domain
Molecular function (GO): ATP binding; proton-transporting ATPase activity, rotational mechanism
Source: RefSeq, a predicted model, not a curated record